Messenger RNA from Hibiscus syriacus, 1908 nucleotides. RefSeq names its product AT-hook motif nuclear-localized protein 22-like. The transcript has a single exon. Gene Ontology annotation, biological process: vegetative to reproductive phase transition of meristem. Bases 421 to 1308 code for a protein of 295 amino acids. NCBI's taxonomy places the organism in Eukaryota, Viridiplantae, Streptophyta, Magnoliopsida, Malvales, Malvaceae. The record is from RefSeq and is a predicted model, not a curated record. Gene Ontology annotation, molecular function: DNA-binding transcription factor activity; minor groove of adenine-thymine-rich DNA binding. Gene Ontology annotation, cellular component: nucleus.
UACGCCUCAGAUCUAGGCCAAUAAACCACCUCUCCCUCUCUCAUGCCCUUCCUCUUCCGAACCCUUAACCAAAACUUAUCUGCUUACAAGACCAGCAGACCACUUCCAUGAACUAUCUAUGAACUCACGUGAAAAUCAGUACAGAGAAAGAUAGAUGGAUGGCUUGAUUCGGCUUUAUAUUUGGUGGUCGAUGCUUCAAAUCUCUUCCCUCUCCCUUUUUUGGUGAAACCUGUAGCUGUUCGAAGUACCCAGCAAACGGAAAAGAAUAAACCCCAAAGCUCUAACCCUGUAAAGGAAUUGGAACAGAAACCCCGUAGUCCUUUCUCUCUCUCUCUUUUGAUCCAUCGAAAUUAAGCUGGUUCUUGCACGUGUUAGCUAGUUGUUGAUGAUCAGAUUUGAACUUUGAAGGGAAGAACAGAAAUGGAUCCGAUAACAGCUCAUGGCCGCCAUCUUCCUUCUUUCCUCGCUAGGGAUCUUCAUUUAAACCCGCACCAUCAGUUCCAUCACCACCACCAACAGCAACAGAAUUCCGAAGACGAACAAAACCGUGGCCAGAAGCGAGAUCGAGAAGAAACAGCCGCCACCACGACCGCCGCUGAAACAAACGACACGGGUGGAGGCAAGGAGUUGGCCGUAUCCGAAGCCGAAAACACAAGAAGACCACGAGGCAGACCCGCCAGUUCCAAGAACAAGCCUAAGCCGCCGAUAAUCAUAAACCGGGAUAGCGUCAAUGCUCUCCGGUCACACGUUAUGGAAAUCGCCACAGGCUGUGAUAUUAUGGAGAGCGUUUCUACUUUCGCCAGGCGGAAACAAAGAGGGGUUUGCAUUUUGAGCGGGAGCGGAACCGUAACGAAUGUAACCUUGAGGCAACCUGGAGCUCCCGGUGCAGUGGUGAAUUUACAUGGGAGGUUCGAAAUUUUAUCACUUUCUGGGUCGUUUUUACCUCCUCCGGCACCAGCGGCUGCAUCAGGAUUGGCCAUAUAUUUAGCCGGUGGUCAAGGUCAAGUAGUCGGAGGGACCGCGGUGGGUCAACUUGUUGCUUCGGGUCCAGUGGUGAUUAUGGCAGCUUCUUUUGGUAAUGCUGCGUAUGAAAGACUUCCAUUGGAGGAAGAAGAACAGCCAGUGGAGCCUCCAAUUCCUGGUAGUGGAACCUUAGGGUCACCGAGAAGCAUGGCUUCUCAACAACAGCAGCCACAACUGUUGCAAGAUCCCAAUGGAUCUUUUGCUCAAGGAUUGCCACCAAAUCUUCUAAAUUCGGUCCAAAUGCCAGAGGAGGCCUACUGGGGCACAGGUCACCCCCCUUAUUAACAAAAAACACAGAAAAUUUCGUGUUUCUUUUCUUCUUCUUUCUCCUCUUUUUUUAUCACUCUUGUAUUCCUCUUUAUAAAAUAAUAGAUGUUUAAGUGAAGUAUUAAUGUUGAUCACCAUGGCUUUAAUUUGAAGUACUUUGAAGAAGAAUGUACAGAUUUCCUGGAAUAUAUCUUCCCUGGUGUGGAUUUUCUUCCCAGUUGUAGCAGCGUGGCAGUCAUUUCUUUCACUCUUUUCUUGUCUCAGAAAUUUGUUUUAAAAAUCUUGAGUUGGAAGAAAGGCAAAGGAGAUGGGAGGUUAUGGGCUUAGCGUUUUGGUGUCUUUUGUGUAACUUCCUUUUUUCCAUAAUGGAAUCAGCUUGUCCGGUUACACGUGAGCUGCUGCGUAUGAUAAAGAAGGAAACUCCUUCUCGAGGCAACCAUUUCCUUGUAUAAUUCCCAUGUAAAAAAGCCAAGCCGACAACAUGAGUAAAGAAGCAUGCAGGACAAAUUGAGUCUGCUCCUCAUGCGUUCAAGUUCCAUCCUUCUCGAAAAAAACUGUCACUGCCCACUAUACUUGUAAAGUGGCAUGGACUGAAUCAAUUACAGGAGGUAAGUUCAU